Messenger RNA from Acaromyces ingoldii, 1963 nucleotides. RefSeq lists its product as hypothetical. The transcript has 5 exons. Bases 86 to 1693 code for a protein of 535 amino acids. NCBI's taxonomy places the organism in Eukaryota, Fungi, Basidiomycota, Exobasidiomycetes, Exobasidiales, Cryptobasidiaceae. The record is from RefSeq and is a predicted model, not a curated record.
AAAAGGCGACGGACUCAUUGACGCUCGAGAAUCUUCCCUCACUUCCGCCACCUCGCGACUGCAGCCGGCAUCGUUCAGUCCGGCAAUGUACCUCGCUCGUCGUUACAAUGCCAACAUUCUGGCCUGGCGACCAGGCUCGGGCGACCUCAAACUGCCCGACGGUGUACAGAUCAAGGCUCACUUUAAUGAGUUUCUUGGUGCGUUCUUCAAGCUGUGCUUGUCGGACUCCUACUAUGUGCGGAUCGACAUCCACACCGCCAGACUUGUUCUGAUUAUGAUCGUGGGCUUCCUCACCAUGUUCAAGCGCGUUCGAGAAGGACGCCUCACCCUCUUUUGUCUGCAAGCCUCGACAGGUGGUGCAAUUGUCAUCGUCCCCCACAGCACCAACUGCCUGCUGCUCUUCAAGUUCUUCUUCGGCGCUCUUUGGAUCGCCUUCGAGUGGAUUGUCGUCUCCAUCUUCCAUGGCCAUGUCAGCGCGUUCAUGCUUGGCUACUGGCUCCUAUACCCUUGGCUCAUCGGCAUGUUCCAGUCGAUUCCCAGCCUGCCCUGGCGACAACAGCAGCCAAACGUAAGCGGACCUUCACUCUAUUGGCGAUAUUUGGCUGCAAGGGCGAGCAAUCCUUUUUUGGUACUGGUGUCCGCAGCGUUUGGCCGUCAUUACAAGACCAGCGACGAGCGUCGACAAGCUUUGCAAUUUGCCUUGGCCACUUCGAAAGGCACGGAUCUGGCUGGACCGGAGGAGAACGCCGCCGCCAUCAAAGUCUGGGAGUACUUCAAGCUGGCUUGGUGGUGGGGGACUGUCGGCUUCUGCGAGUGGACCGCCUUCGCCUGGCUCACCACCUUGUUCCAAUUCAUUGUGGGACUCGUGUUGGCCUAUGAGCUCAUCGUCCGCAUGCGCGGGCUCGACAAUCAGGAGAACGACGACGACUUGAUCUUCUCUGUACCUCUCACGGAGCCUUUCCCGGUCGAGGUGGACGACGAAGAGGACGAUCUGGACUUCGCUGCGCGCCUCAGCGUACCUCCGCCAGCGGAGCUCGGCGACAAACAGCGCGAAUUUUCUUCGACAGAUGUCUCUGCAUCUAAAGAUGGCGAGGGCCAAACUCCUGACUCAAACCUUUGCUCGACGACCAGAUCGCCCAGCCUGAGAGUGCCCCGGCUUCGCAAUCGCGAGCUGCAGCGCGAGCUGAUCAACCUCCUCUUUCUUCUCAGUUAUCUCAUCUCGGCGCUCACUGCAUACUCGAUCGUCGUCAUCGGCAUCACUGCAGUGGACCUCGGCGUGAUCAGCAAAAGUCCUGAAGCCCUUGCCCCGGCUUUCUAUCACUACAAUCUUGCCACCGGCUGGCUUAAUAUCGUGUGUGGCGGGGGCAUCUUCCUGUCUGCUUCCUUCAGUCCUACGACAACUUCCUGUCCACGUUCCAUACGUCGCUCAGUCUGGCAGCGAGCAGUAGCGGACGAGGGGCGAACGCAGUUUCGGUUGGACAGUACGACAUCCAUCUCCAGGAGGGGCGGUCCAGCAACCCACUGGCCGUGCCACGGACUCGUCACGGCUACAUGCGCAGAGCAAGCGACGGCGCGGCCGAUGAACAAGAGGAGGCUCUGCGACCCGAGGACGAUGGCUUUGCGAGCCGCCAUUUCUCCAGCCCAACUCGUCUCGUACCUCGAUCACAAGGCCGACGAGGACCCGCCAACAUGACGCAGACCCAGGUGUCGUCCUUUUGUUGAAUCCAAGCCCGUCCUCGAAUCCCAGUACAGAGUCGCGGUGCGUCCAAAAAAAGAACUAUGGACCACCUUGCUAGUAUCAUGGACCACAUUACUAGUAUCUUGAUCGCAUUGGACGAUUACCUGCCUCGGACAUGAUGUCACAUACUCUCAUUACGGCAAAUCUCAACUUCUUCAGCGAUUCUCCCCUUCUCCAAUAGCAACGAAGAAUAGCACAAAAGAUCAAGGCAAGCAAGCAUUGCCA